GGCGUUAGGUCGCGGAACGUGGAGUUCUGCCGGGUCUGCUCUUUGGGUUGGGAGGGGGCGGUUCUGGACUCGGUCCACGUCGCAGCGCCCCACGCCCCCGCCUCCGUCCUCGCCUCAGUCGCCGCCGUUUUUCAGCCACUCUGCGCAGCCCACAGGCCGACCCUGGCGCGGGGCUGUAGGAGGCGAACGGUGGGGAGGGGACUGGGGGGCGAUAGCAGCCUGGGUUCCUGUCGCUGAGAGGCAGGCCCCUCGUCCUGGUCUUUGCACGUGAGCUCGGCCUCCGGCUUCCCGAGAAGGCCCUCCCAGGCUGAGGCGUCCCGAGCAGGCAGCUUCCCCGCCACCUGUUUCCCGCGCUCCUUAGUCGCCCGUCCCACGCGGAGCCGGCCCUCCUGGGCUCGCAGCCGGCUCCUGGUACCCAGAGCAGAUGCAGGAUUGCAGAAGGCAGCUGGGCCUGGGAUGGGAUUUAACAAACCCCUUGGGGACCUUGAUUCCCAGGGAAGAAUGGCAGUGACCACCACGGAUUGGGGGCCCAGUCAGGCAGCCCAGAAACAGGGCGUUCAUACAGACAGAUGUAAAGACCCAAAACCAGCAUGUGUGAACCUACCUCCACGGCUGGGACAGGAUGUGAGGCGCCAAGAAUCCAGUUCAUCCAACUGGUGUGUCAGAAAAAGAUGCCAUCUCAAUAUUUGUUUAUGUUUAUUUUCCACUGACCCUGUGGGUGAAGACGUCCUUGUCUAAUACUCCAUCUGAACGCUUUCCAGCUCAUCCAGUAUGUCACCAGGUUAACAGAUAUGGAGGUUUCUAUGAGGAUUUGGAGAAGAGUCUCAAUGACUGCUAAAAUUCUGGACUAGAUUUGUUAGGAAAGGUAAAGAAACAAGGAUCUACUAGAAGUAAAGAGGAGGUUAUAAUGGUUUAGUAAAGCUUUUCUAAUAUUAAAAAAAAAGGUAUCUACCUGUUGUGCCUUGCUGGAGAACUAAACAAGAAAUAAAUUUAUGAUCCAACAUAAGGAGUUUUUGAAGAGGUUUAACAUGAUAAUUAAACUCUUAAGAUGGUUUAUUAAUGUGCUCAAGGAGGCAGCGUUUUGAAAAAAAAAUUAAUGAUGAUGUUAAGUGUGUCCAUUUUAAGAAAAGACACUAACUUUUUUGGUCAAUUAUCACAAGGCCCUCAUUGUUUCAGGCACUUAAUCCUUGUAGACUCCAUGGGAUAUUAUUAUCCCAACUUAUAAAUGUGGAAAUUUAAGUUAAAAUUAAGCAACUUAUUCAAAAAUACAGCUGCUGAUAAGUGGCAAGGUUAGCAUUUGAGUCCAGCUGUUUUUGAUUCUUUGCACCAUACCUGUCAGCUUUCCCUAAUUGAAAACUGGUUUGAUGGGCAGAAGGGCCAGUGAGUCUACAGCUUUCUGAACUCAAUUCACAGGAACAACAUUAUGUUACUCAACUUCUUUGCUAUUCCUACCGCUGUACCUUUAAGUUGCUUCAAGAUUACUAUAAACUGGGUGGCUCAUAAACAGUAAAUGAAUUUGUUCCUCACAAUUUUGGAGGCUGGAAGCCUGAGAUCAGGCUGCCAUCAUAUUGGUUUCUUGUGAAAACCCUCUUCCGUGUUGCAUAUUGCCACCUUUCGGCUGUCACUUUCUGGCUUUGUCCUCACAUGGCAGAAAAGGCAAAUGAACUCUGCGAUUUCUUAUUUGGACACUAUAGUCUCAUUCAUGAGGUCUCUGUCCUCAUGACUAAUAAUUACCUUCCAAAGGUCCCAUCUCCUAAUAACAUUGUAUUGGAGGUUGGGAUUUUGACAUGUGAAUUUCUAGGGAGACAAAAGCAUUCAGUCCAUUGCAGUACCUAAGUUCAAGUAGCAGUUCAGUAAAUGUGUUUAAAUUGAAUAGAUUUAAAUCUGAUCCUUUCUGAGGACGUGGCAUUUAAAGAAAGACACCAAUCAAACCACAUCAGUCAUGUAAACACAUUGGAGAAGAGUUUUCCAAGCAGAGGGAAUAGCAAGUACAAAGACCCUGAGGUACAAAGUUGCUUGGUUAUAUUUAAGGAACAGCCAGGAGGUCAGUAUGUUUGUAGCUAAGUGAACAGGAAACAAAGGAUCAGAUCAUGUAGUGUCACUGCCACUCAUUUUUAAAAAGUCAAUUCCCAAGAGCACAUGAACAAAAUAAUAAUGAUUUAUUGAAUGACUCUUAUAUAACAGACACUGAAAUACAAUAUUUAAAUACAGUAUCUCAUCUAAUCCUUAUGCUAAUUCUACAGAAUAGGUAUUAUCUCAAUUUUACACCAAGAGGAAAAUUUAAAAAACAAAUAUUAAGUAAUAUGCUUUACAAAAUAAGUGGCAGAAACAAGAUUUAAUUCAGGUUUGUGUGUUUGCAAAAGUUUGGCUUUUCCUACUAUUACCACAGUUUCUCAUUUGAAAGAUUAUAAAAGAGAAAGGGAUUCACCCAUGCAUGCAAUCAAAAAGUAAUUAUGUUGCAUUGCUAGAUGACAGGUAUUAUAGAAAUUAUAUUAAAAUGGAAUGCAGCAUUUUUAAAAUUGUUUUUUUAUUUAGGCAGAGGCGGACACAUAUCUUUAUUUAUUUUUAUGUGGUGCUGAGGAUUGAACCUAGUGCCUCACGCAUGCUAGGCGAGCGCUCUACCUCUGAGCCACAACCCCAGCUCCCAGAAUGUAGCAUUUUAAAAGUUUGUAUGUGAGCUAGGUAUACACACCUGUAGUCCCGCUACUUGGGAGGUGAGGAAGGAGGAUCUCUUGAACCCAUGAGUUGAAGACCAACCUGAGCAACUUGGUGGAAUCCUGUCUUAACAAGAGAAAACAAAGUUUUCAUAUGAUUAUGUUCUUAUCAAUCAUUUGUUUCUAAAACUUUACAGAUAGAUGGACUAUAAGGCAAUUGCCCAACAAACUGCUCAAGAAGUUUUAAGUUACAAUCAAGAUACAUCCGGCUGGAAAGUGGUUAAAAUUUCAAAAAAGAUAACUGUUUCCAGUAAGGCAUCUAGAAAAUUCCUCGGAAAUCUAUAUCGUGUUGAAGGGAUAAUUCCAGAAUCAACAUUUAAACUAUCUGAUUUCCUCUACCAACCUGGAAACAGAGUUGCAUGGGAUAAAGCAUUGAAAGUAUACAAUAUGAUACACAGGAUUGAUUCGGACACAUUUAUAUGUCAUACCAUAACACAAAGUUUUGCCAUGGGCUCCAUUUCCCCCCGAGACUUUAUCGACUUAGUAUACAUCAAGCGCUGUGAAGGGAACAUGAACAUUAUCAGUUCUAAAAGUGUGGAUUUCCCAGAAUAUCCUCCAUCUUCAAAUUAUGUCCGAGGUUAUAACCAUCCUUGUGGCUAUGUAUGUUCACCUCUGAAAGAAAACCCAGCAUAUUCCAAACUAGUGAUGUUUGUCCAAACCGAAAUGAGAGGAAAACUGUCCCUAUCAAUAAUUGAAAAGACCAUGCCUUCUAACUUGGUAAGCUUCAUCCUCAGUGCAAAAGAUGGAAUAAAGACUCACAAAGCCCCAUCAGGACGUGGACAUCAUAAUGGUCAUGCAUCAUUCCAAAAGAAGAAAUAAGGCCUUUCUGCUAUUAAAUCAGAGAUUUAA
This is a messenger RNA of Marmota monax (woodchuck), 3563 nucleotides long. It is a transcript of the gene Stard6, whose product is annotated as StAR related lipid transfer domain containing 6. Gene Ontology annotation, molecular function: lipid binding. NCBI's taxonomy places the organism in Eukaryota, Metazoa, Chordata, Mammalia, Rodentia, Sciuridae. The record is from RefSeq and is a predicted model, not a curated record.